Fusarium pseudograminearum CS3096 is the source of this 285-nucleotide messenger RNA. RefSeq lists its product as uncharacterized. The coding region runs from base 1 to 285 and encodes 94 amino acids. The record is from RefSeq and is a predicted model, not a curated record. The transcript has 4 exons. Lineage: Eukaryota; Fungi; Ascomycota; Sordariomycetes; Hypocreales; Nectriaceae.
AUGUUUGCCGCUGAGUCUGCAGAUAUAUUCCACAGUCUCAUGUCCUCGCCGUUGUCAAUUCGAACCGAGUUUCACACUCACCACGCCUCUCCCACGCGUCUUUUGAAGGAGCUGGAAGAUCUUCUUGGAUCCAGUGCCCAGUUUAAAGUAGACAUGCGGCACAAUAUCUACGAAAUUGAUACUGCUGAGGAGUUCAAUGUGGGGACAUUGUAUGAACGUUGCAAGGGAGGCAAAUCAAAGAGGGUGGGGUUUAUGACAGAAAACAGUCAGCCUAUGAAAAAGUAG